AAACCGACUGAGCGAGGCGAGGCACCAUGACAACACUGGAUGAUAAGCUGCUGGGGGAGAAACUACAGUACUACUACAGCACCAGUGAGGAUGAGGAGAGUGACCAUGAAGACAGAGACAGAGUCAAUGGAGCCCCAGCCAGCAGCUCCAUACCUGUUGAGGCUGAGCUGGCAGGCGAAGGCAUUUCAAUCAAUACAGGUCCAAAAGGUGUGAUUAAUGACUGGCGCCGCUUCAAGCAGCUGGAGACAGAGCAGAGGGAGGAGCAGUGCCGGGAGAUGGAGCGGCUGAUCAAAAAACUAUCUCUGACCUGCAGGUCCAAUCUAGAUGAAGAGGAGGAGCAAAAGAAACAGAAGGACCUCCAGGAGAAAAUCAGUGGGAAGAUGACUCUGAAGGAGUUUGCUACGAUGGAGAAGAACCUGGAUGAUGAAGAGUUUUUACAGCAGUACCGGAAACAGAGAAUGGAAGAGAUGCGGCAGCAGUUUCAUAAAGGGCCCCAUUUCAAGCAAGUUUUUGAGAUCCCCAGUGGAGAAGGAUUUUUAGACAUGAUCGAUAAGGAACAGAAAAAUACCCUUAUCAUGGUUCAUAUUUAUGAAGAUGGCAUCCCGGGGACUGAAGCCAUGAAUGGCUGCAUGAUCUGCCUUGCCACAGAGUACCCAGCUGUUAAAUUCUGUCGAGUGAGGAGCUCGGUUAUUGGAGCCAGCAGUCGUUUUACCCGGAAUGCCCUUCCUGCUCUGCUCAUCUACAAGGCGGGUGAAUUGAUUGGCAAUUUUGUUCGUGUAACUGACCAGCUGGGGGAAGAUUUCUUUGCUGUAGACCUUGAAGCUUUCCUACAGGAAUUUGGAUUACUCCCAGAAAAGGAAGUCUUGGUGCUGACAUCUGUACGAGACUCUGCCACCUGUCAUAGUGAAGACAGCGAUCUGGAAAUAGAUUGAACUGAUAAUCUAGUUCCAUAACUAUCUCAUUGUUUGGGCUGGAGGACACAUGUCUGUAUUUAUUUCUGUCCUUCCUGUGUCUUCUGGCUUUACAGCUGUCCUUUGUAGCCUCAUUUAGUAUAUGGAAAGUCAAGAAAUUCUUAGAUUAAAUCAGAAUGCUGACUCACUUUGUGGCUAGCAGUAAAGUGACUUCAAAAAAUAUAAGCAGGAAGCUAGAUUUUUUUAACUGUUUACUUCUAGAUUGUGACAUCUCUGAUACUGUUUCUAGUCAAUAUUGACAUGACGCCCUUGAAGGCAAUGUCUUGAAAAUUGUCCUCUGAUGACCUCAGAAUUCUACCAGGUCUGAGAGUAGAAUUCCCUACUUAGUGUGUUAUUUAAGAUAUAAAUAAUUCAUUUCCACAAUCACUUGAUUGAAAAUCAUGUUUACUUGUAAUCAGACUCAGCUCUACAUUUUUUCCCCUUUAGAUCGUUCUCUAUCAGGUGUGUCUGACUUAGAGGCUCCACAGGUUGGGAAUGUAGCUUGGUGAACAUUUAUCUAGCAUAUACAGGGCUCCAAAAUAUCUGAUUCCCAGCACUGACAAAAGAAACAAACACAGGGUUUCAGAUACCUGGUGCUGUCAUUGGCAGUGACCUCUGCAGAGGGAGCAGUGAUCCAGACCAACAUAGUGAAGUAUGAGCAGGAAGAAUUGCUUUUGCUGACUGCUCUUAUGCUGGAAGGCAAGUGUCCUGUUGACUGACACUGGUGUGGGUAGUGUUUGAAGCCUCAGUAGGAGGACUUUUCGGUUCUGCUCAUCAGCAUGUAUUCCUGUUGCUUAAGAAGGUAACUUCUUGUUUAAUCUAGAUUUAAAAAAAAAAACAAAAAACUUAUUUUUUGCUUAUUAGGAAAAAAAAUUCAUAUUUAGUAGAGGAAAACUGGCCAAAAUACAGAUGCAAAAAUGGCUUAAAAUGUAUAUGUAUAUAUAUUAUUCUACCACCUAAACACUAUGCUUUGGUAUAUUUCAUAUGUAGGUGUUUUUUAUGUAUUCAAAGGCUUUUGUUUGUUUUUGAAUGACAUUGGGAUCAUUUUGAGUAUACUGUCUGAUCUAUGGUCAGAAUUUUUUUCAUAUUAGUAAAUACUCUUCUGUAACAUUUUAAUAAUUCAUUGGUAGAUAUACUGUAAUCUGCUCAGUGGUUAGUUUUUAGGAAGAUGGCCAACAUUUUUUUAUUUUUAUGGAUACAACAUGUUCAUUGUAGAACAUAUAAAAAUUAAGCUAAAAGGAUACUUUUAUUAAGAGCCAUAAAAUUUUACUAGUAAUAAUUCUAAAUAAAAAUAAUGUCAUCAUUUUUACAGAUCUCUUUCUAGCUUUUUGUAUAUAUAUGCAUUUGUAAAAUUCAUUGUCAUCCAAGUUUUUGUUUCCUUUUGAUUGUUUCUUAAAAUAUAUAUCUUAGUAUCAGGGGAUAUGAAAUGUAACCAGAAAGUAAAAUUAGCUUUAGUAUUCACAGUUGAGUUUUUUGGUUGCUCAGAAGCUAACUGUAAAUGAGUCUUGAACAUACCUGUUGGAUUUAAUUAGCAGAAACAGUGUGUCAUUUUGCUGACUAAGGAGCUCAUUGUAGAAGUCAAGAAAAUCAUUAGGAUAUGUCUGACCAGUGCCAAUGUUCUAGUUUAUUUCUUUCUAGUUUUUUUUUUUUUUUUUUUUUGUAUUUUAAAUAACAUUGACAGUUACUGAAUUCUGUAUUUUACCUUAUGAAUAGUACAUACUAAAAUACUUUGGUAUAUUUUAAAAGCUUGGAAUAAAUCACUGGUUUUAUGAUUCACUGUUUAAAUAAACCAUCCUGUGUUGA
Phodopus roborovskii (desert hamster) is the source of this 2753-nucleotide messenger RNA. RefSeq names its product phosducin like (gene Pdcl). Gene Ontology annotation, biological process: regulation of G protein-coupled receptor signaling pathway. The coding region runs from base 27 to 932 and encodes 301 amino acids. Lineage: Eukaryota; Metazoa; Chordata; Mammalia; Rodentia; Cricetidae. The transcript has 4 exons. The record is from RefSeq and is a predicted model, not a curated record.